This is a messenger RNA of Folsomia candida, 2177 nucleotides long. RefSeq names its product ethanolamine kinase 1. The record is from RefSeq and is a predicted model, not a curated record. Gene Ontology annotation, molecular function: ethanolamine kinase activity. Gene Ontology annotation, cellular component: cytoplasm. NCBI's taxonomy places the organism in Eukaryota, Metazoa, Arthropoda, Collembola, Entomobryomorpha, Isotomidae. Bases 787 to 1947 code for a protein of 386 amino acids. Gene Ontology annotation, biological process: phosphatidylethanolamine biosynthetic process. The transcript is spliced from 7 exons.
UGUUAAAAAAAUUGCGACAGAAAUAUUCCAUCUCUUAAAAGCACCAGUAAACUAUUAUGCACAAUUAAAUUAUUGUACAUACUGCGUAUACACAUAAUUAUUACCCAAAGUAUCUACUUGUCCUCUCCUCACUCGGGUACCAUUUUCCUUCAAAAGUCUCGCACAGCAGAAAAAAUAUUCCUUCGAUAAAUUGACGAUAAUUCAACAACGGCGCAAUAAAUAAUUUCUGUUACAUCCACGCCUCUCUCAAAUUCUUCACUUUGGGUCACCAAAGGUCACUCCCCGUGCCAAUCAAUUCAUCCUCAACGUCAUCAACAAAUUGCCAAACACACCGCGUCAUCCUCUUCUUCCUUCAUGUUUAAUUGCAAUUAAAUACAUUACACGUCGUCAAAUUUAAGUAAAUCAACACACGCAUCGUCUCGUGCAUAUCAGACGUGCGACGCUAUUUAAUUGCUCAAUUUACUAUACACAUCACUGCACAUCCUUGUGUACGUGGUCGUCCAAAGAAAUACCGAGUCAAGACUCACAUUCUGCUCUUACGUAAUCAGACCAGGGCAUAUUUUUCCGCUUUAUUUACGCAAACUUAAUCCAAAAAUCUGUUCAUUCAUUGAACAAAAGCCCAACUGAGAACAGCGUUUCAAUAAAAAUAGAAGAGUUCAUUUUGAAAUAAACAGAAACCAGUGUAAACUUUACAGUGUGUAUAAAAAGCUAUCACCCAAUAAGUUAUCGUUUUGUGGAAAAAGUGAAAUUUUCCAAAAAACUCGAAAAGUAAAUUUCUUAACAAAAAUGCGUUUCAAUCACAGCAUGUCCAACGGAAGGACGAGCGUGCCUUCGGUUUCGAUUAGUGUGGACCAGACAAAUAUCGCGAAAGGCGGAGGCCUUGACAUCCUGCGCGUCGUGAGACCAGCAUGGACCUCCUCAGAGAUCAAGUCAAAGGUAUUCACCGACGGCUUAUCCAACAUUAUCUGGGGGUUCUUCGUACCUUCCAAUCCGGAAGAUAUGGUGAUUAUUAAAGUCUUCGGAUCCCACACGGGCUCGCUGAUCGACAGGAAGGCCGAAAUCGAAACCAUGAUGAUUCUGCACGACCGCAAGUGCGGCGCAGAAUUGUACGCCACAUUCGACAACGGGAUCUGCUACGAGUUCAUGAACGGGUCGACGCUGGAGGUGGAAGACUGCGCUAAACCGGAAGUGUUCCCCCUCGUCGCCGCGGAAAUGGCGCGGAUGCACUCCUCCCUACAAAACAAGAAUAAGAACAAGACCGUCCUCAACGAGAACAUCUUGUCCCAGGAUAAGAACAAGAAGAACGGAACGACGACGACGACUUCCGGAAUGACGACGAGUCCACUUUGGAAGAAAAUGAGACAAUUCAAUAAACUGGCAGAGGAAUCUAUGCAGAACGACGCCUCUCUUCGGGAACGUCUUUCAGCAGUCGGGGUGACGCCGGGCUGGGCGUCUGGAGCCAUAUCCGCGCUGCACGACCUUCUCACGCCUGCGCGAAUGCCGGUCACGUUUUGUCACAACGAUUUAAUUCCGCGCAACAUCGUCUACAACGACAAAAAGAAGCGCGUGACCUUCAUCGAUGUCGAGUAUGCCAUGCCAAACUAUCCCGCCUUUGACGUGGCGAAUCACUUCCUCGAAUUCGCAGGCGUUCCAGAGCUCAACUAUUCGAAAUGUCCUGGGAAAGAGUUUCGUCUCCGUUGGAUUUCCGAGUACUUGGCGAACCUGCGCCUUGACUGGGAGGGGGGCAAGGUCAUCACGGAGGAGGAGUUCAACCACUGGGUUGACCUCUGCACCCCUGCCUCACACCUCUUCUGGGGCUUGUGGGCCAUCCAUCAAGCCAGACAUUCCACCAUUCAGUUCGACUAUGUGCAAUAUGUCGGAAAGAGAUUUGCCGAGUUUACCAAGUGCAUGAAAACAUUAACGGAGGAGAAGAAUGAGAAGAUUUAAUAUUUCAUUACCAUUUUAAAAAUAAAUAGUCUAGUAAUUAUUUAUGUAAAUGAAGUUGAUUAUCUGUGACACAUGUUUUUUAUUAACCUACAUAUAGCGACUCGUUUUAAAAAAUGAGGAAAAAUUUGACUUAGACAUAUCUAAAUGGCGAUAAUUUUAUAGAUGAGAGAUUUUUGUAAAGAGUAAUAAAAUCAAAACCAUAAUAAAAAACAAGUACUUUAUAAACCGUU